CAUCUUCGCAGUAUUAGCGAUGACAAUUCUCUGAAAACAACAACACAGCAUCUUCGUAGUGUUAGCAAUGGCAGUUUUCUCGAAAGUCCUUACCAAAAUUGACGUAGAGAGAAGGCUGUCGCUCACAGCAGAUGAUGACGAGGCGGCGUUGCCACCGUCCUUCAGAGAACAGCCCGUGCUUUUGCAGGUGAAGGAUGAGGAUGGAAGUCUGUGGAGCUUCCGGCGGUGUACAAUAUUAAUUAGACCUGGGAUUCGUCCCAAACUGUUAAUUGACGAUUCGCGUCAGUUUGUUCGUACUCGAGGUCUGAACACUGGCGAUGAGAUUAAUCUUUUCUGGGAAGAUGAUAGAACUUCCGGCCGACCUGAUCAUCAGCACAAGAUUGAAGUGAUCAGGAAGAAUCGUGUUUCGAAUUGAUGUAUAUAAACCAACUGAGAAAUGCAAUUUCUUUUUUCAUUUUUCUUUUUUAUUUGCAGCAAGUACAUUUGUAUUGGCCAUGGGUAAUUAACUUCUGCAAAUAUU
Molecule: messenger RNA, 520 nt
Organism: Rubroshorea leprosula
Lineage: Eukaryota; Viridiplantae; Streptophyta; Magnoliopsida; Malvales; Dipterocarpaceae
Source: the annotation of a GenBank genome assembly